Drosophila innubila is the source of this 2212-nucleotide messenger RNA. Its product is annotated as ankyrin repeat domain-containing protein 12. Gene Ontology annotation, cellular component: nucleoplasm. The record is from RefSeq and is a predicted model, not a curated record. The transcript is spliced from 3 exons. NCBI's taxonomy places the organism in Eukaryota, Metazoa, Arthropoda, Insecta, Diptera, Drosophilidae. Bases 131 to 2059 code for a protein of 642 amino acids.
UAGGCCAAAACAGUGUUUCCACACAAGUGUUGCCAAGAUUUUAGGGGGAACAAAAGCUGUUUCUUGCUGGAAAGCAUCUAAAUUGUUAAAUAUUUUAAGUUUUUGCAUUUGCUGUUUGAAUUUGGGUAUUAUGCCACCCCCAAGACCAAAGGGGAUAGGAUUUAAUACAGGGGUCACACCAGCUAGGCCCAGCUCAAACACCCCCAUGUCAGAAAGACAACAAAUGGCUUUAUUAAUCCAAAUGACAGCAACCUCCUCAACAGAGACAUCUCGUGCGCAUUCAAAGAAAAAUGAUAAGAAAGGAGAUGCAGAUAUUGACGAGCUCAAUGUUACGGAAAAGCAAAUAGAGAUUACUGAAGGUAAAGACAAGCCAGCAAUCGACGAUGGUACUCAGGAUGGCAAAAAUGUAGAGCAAAAUAUAGUUCAAAGUGUCACAAGUACAAAACGAAGUUAUUCGGAUAUUGAGGAAGAGUUCGAGGAUCAUGGAGAUGAUGUGAAAAAGAAGAAAAGGAAAGAUUUAGAUGGUGUAAAAGAUGCGAAAAAUCCUUCAAUUAAGAUAUCAUCAAAGAUCGAUAAAAACUCCAAGUUAACAUCUACAAAGAGCUCACCUUCAGGUAGUAAAUUAAGCACAACUGUUGCUGAUAAAGAAGUGGACGUAAAUAAGACCGUUGAGAUUGAAAAUGAAACAGAAGGAAGUGAAGAUUAUAAGAGCAAUGAUAGUCUGUAUAAUGGUGGUCUGAAAGUGCCACCAUUAAAAAUUGUUAUUCCCCAGCAGAAUUGCUCAAUUGAUACAGAUGGAAACGUGCUGCGAACUGGAAAAGUAGCUGCAUCCCGAAAUGCAGCGCUCCCUUAUGUGGUCAGCUCUAAUAGCGAUUCAAUUGAUAAUAUAUUAUCGAACCAAUGCCUUAGUCCUCAUGAAAGUCCACAGAAAGUUAAUAUUGCUUGCUCCACAAUUUUGGAUGAUAAAAAUAUAAAGCUCUUCAAUGACGAAAAGAAUUUAAGAGUUCUGCGCAGUUCUUAUCGAAGUGGCGUGACAAGCGCUGAACGCAGCUCUAACAAUUCAUCUCCGCAAAUGCAAAGUAGCUCUCCAUCUCCAGCAUCGUCGAAUCAUGCUAAUGAUAAUGCUGACAUCAAGGUAUCAUAUUCAAAUAUGACAUCAAGCCCGAUUCCACAAAAUCAAUUUGAUCACGACGUUUUGCCGAACGUGCCGAGCCCUUCAACUUCUUCAACAUCGUCGUCUAAGGAGAUAAUCUCAUCCUCAAAUGCUGACCUACAUCCGCGAAAACGAAAAAUAAGACCCAAAAAUGCAAAUGAUGAUAAUUCAAAGAUAUCCCAAGCUGAUACAUCAAUAGCCUCUGGCGAAUCUCAUCCACAUGAUUAUCCCUUUACAAAUGGAUUCCAAAUGUUUUUAAAUAUUCGACGACAAGUGGAAAAGAAGUGGAAGAAUUUAUAUCCAGUGAAACCACGUCCACCACAGGGAUUUAAUGAUUAUCUUCUGACUAAACGAUCAUACCUUCUAAAUGAUAAUGUGGACACGCCAGAAAUAGAAAUACCGGACGCAAUACCGGAGAGUAUGAGAUCAUUUUACCUAAAACAAGAAAAAGCCAGACGAGAAUUGGUCGAAGAACAUACGGUGGAACGAGAAAAACUUUGUUUAAAUGUUGAACAAGAAAUAAUCCGAGUACACUCAAAAGCAGCCAGAAGUAUAUCUGGUCAGUGUGCGCCAUAUUCCGUUUGUACAUUCUUAAAAGAUGAUGAAAUCUAUAACAUGAUUACGCCGGAACAAGACGAAAAAGAAAAGAGUGCCCGCUGUCGAUUUAACGGUCGAUUAUUGCUUAGUUGGCUACAAGACGUUGACGAUAAGUGGGAAAAAAUAAAGGAAUCUAUGGUUUUACGACAACAUAAUGAAGCGGAAAGUCUUCAUGCAGUACAAGUAAUGGAUUGGAAUAUAUGCUUAAAACAAAAGAAGUUGUGUGACUACAUAUUUGAAUCCACUGUAGACAAGAAUCAUGUACCUAUCGUCCAUGUCGGAGAAGAUUUUGACACAUUACCAGCAUGAAAUUGUUCGGAAAUUGAUUCUAGUUGCAAUACUUUAUUUUUAUUGUAUUGAUUACGAUUACUCGUAAAACUUGUAAUAUUCAUUUUCUUAACGACACACAUUUAUUUAUUGUAUAUUUUCUCAAUAAACGUAAGCCAAGAACUGAGUAUUAAA